Messenger RNA from Silurus meridionalis, 2167 nucleotides. It is a transcript of the gene rab3il1, whose product is annotated as RAB3A interacting protein (rabin3)-like 1. Gene Ontology annotation, molecular function: guanyl-nucleotide exchange factor activity. Bases 880 to 1917 code for a protein of 345 amino acids. Gene Ontology annotation, biological process: exocytosis. Gene Ontology annotation, cellular component: Golgi to plasma membrane transport vesicle. The transcript has 11 exons. The record is from RefSeq and is a predicted model, not a curated record. Lineage: Eukaryota; Metazoa; Chordata; Actinopteri; Siluriformes; Siluridae.
UACGCUAAUCGACAGCUUAGCGUCACACGAAGUAGAACACACCUAUUCACUGUCUGGUUCACUGCCAAUUAUUUCCCGUAUAUUUACAAUGCCAUUGGUUUAGAGUGCUGCCAAUUUCACAGCUAAAACAGGAGAUUAACAUUUAAAUGUGACUAUUAAAUAUACUAUUUGUGUAACAUUGAUGAUUACGUUUGUUUAGACAGAAUUGUUUUGAAAAAAAAUGGAAAGGGGACAAAGUCAGGCACAGUUAUUGUCUGUUCAAUAUUUUUUAUUUAUAAAAAAAAAGAGAGAUGCGUUGUCCAGGCACUUGUGCAGUGCUAUUUUUAUGUCAUUCCACUUGACUUUUCCAAUGGGCCCCCCUGACUGGGUCUUGGCCCCCCCUGUGCCACCCUGUAAAAAACAAACAAACCCUAGAAUCGCCUCUAGUAGGGAUCUGAGACGUAACACUGAAAAGGGGCGGCGGGGAAAAGAAAAAGGUAGGCCACGCCCAUUUUGUUUUAGAAACCCCGCGUCGUGACGUCACACAUCUUAAAAGUGCAGGGUUACUUAAGUUUCCGGGUGUCUCCCUUUUUUCAGAGGGCGGAGUCUGAGCUGCGGCGGUCAUGUGACCCAGUCCAGCUGGACUAACCACCGAAAGUUUUCCGGCUCAGUGCGGAGUCUCGGAGAGGGAAUUCGUGGACUCGUGGAAGAAGACUGUGUUUUUUCCGACACUAAUCUUUUUAAAAGUAAUUUUACGGCAAAGUUUUGUUAUUGUUUUCAGUUGUCGACAUGUGAAUCGGAUGCUUCAGUCAAACAGCGGUGGGGUAAGAAGGGUUGAUUGACCUAGAGGCAGAUCUGGAUCUCGGCACAGAGUCUGGACGAGGAAGUCGAGGAGAAACAAUGCUCCAGGAGGAUACAGAGACUGAGAGGGAGAGACGAGUGUCUCGACUCCGAAGCUCUUCCAUAGAGAUCAGAGAAAAAGGCACAGAGUUCCUCAGAGAGCAGCUGGAUGCUGCACAGAAGGAGUUGAAGCUAAAGGGGGAAGAAUGUGAGCGCCUGUCUCAUUUGAGAAACCAGCUGGAGCAGGAACUAGAAGAGUUGACUGCAAGUCUGUUUGAGGAAGCUCACAAGAUGGUGAGGGAGGCCAAUGUUAAACAGGCCACUGCCGAGAAGCAGCUAAAAGAGGCACAGGGCAAGAUUGAUGUGCUUCAGGCAGAAGUGACUGCAUUAAAGACCCUCGUGCUGACCUCCACCCCCUCCUCCCCUAAUCCCCAGCUCCACCCCCAGUUACUCUCCCCAGGGUCCAGAAGAGCUGGGAGGACGGGAGGACACACGCGCAACAAGAGCGCCACCCUCACUCUGUCUCAGCUACAAUCAGAGCCACCCAGCGAAAACGCACACACGAGCCGGCAAGAAAAAGAGCUGGACUCUGUGUUGUUUGCUGAGUUUUUGUCCUGGAGAGAGAAACCCAGUCUGGAUCGGUCAUCUGCCUUCCUGACCCGGAUCUACAACGAGGAAAUCGGACCCUGUCUUUCUUUCACCUGCUCAGAACUGUCUCGGUCAGUUCAGAGCGCUGUGGAGAAUAACAUUCUGACUAUCGAGCCUGUCGCCUUGACCACAUCGCAGAUGGACAAGACCUCCGCUGUUGACUGCGGAGGACCCAAUGGCUGCCGAGCACCAGUAGAGACGAAGUGUGCUCUGAGUGGAAUGUCUCAUCUCUGCCGACAUCGCAUCAAACUGGGAGAUAAAGAGAAUUAUUACUACAUCUCGCCUUCCAGCAGAGCGAGGAUCACAGCAGUGUGUAACUUCUUUACUUACAUCAGAUACAUCCAGCAGGGUCUGGUCAGACAUGAUGCCGAGCAGAUGUUCUGCGAGGUGAUGCGCUUGAGACGGGAGAUGUCCGUCGCCAAGUUAGGGUUCUUCUAUGAAGAGAACUGAAGGACACCCAGAUUCCAUGACAGGUUUUUCUACACCCUGAAAUCCGUCACCAGCACCAGAUCAUCCAUCGAUACACUCCGUUACUGAGACAUUGACUGCUAUGUUAGAAGCCCAGAGGUAAUCUGUGUAAAGGUGUUCUGCCAUGAUGAUCAGUAUUGGACUGGAAUGUGAUUAUUUUUUUUAUUAUUAUUCUAUAACAAUUAGCAUGGUUCUUAUUAUGGAGCAAAUAUAUACAGUUGCCUUGGAUUGA